AUGUCAGAGAACUUGACUGCGAUUAUCAAGCGACUGCAAGGGAUGGAUGAGAAGUUCAUUCACUUCACAAACGAUCUGAAUGGACGAGUCAAGAGCACGGGGGCAUCAGUAAUCGUAACAGCUAACAUGGGUCAUAUCAUUAUCAGAGCGAAUCAAGAACAUGAAGGAGCACCAUUCAUCAUACCAGAUUUAUCAGAACCUAGCUCGGUUUACUCCACCUGCACUCGAGACACCCCUUCCCCGUCCAUCGACUCUCAGAAUCUGCCGGCUGGCAACGACGAGGAACAUGAAAUUAAGGCCACCAUCAUUAAGAACAUCAUGGGUAAGGUGGCGGACCAAGACCAGCAAGAUCAUUGGGAGGCCGAGUAUGAUCAUGAACAGUGA
This is a messenger RNA of Gamsiella multidivaricata, 384 nucleotides long. RefSeq lists its product as uncharacterized. Bases 1 to 384 code for a protein of 127 amino acids. The record is from RefSeq and is a predicted model, not a curated record. The transcript is spliced from 3 exons. NCBI's taxonomy places the organism in Eukaryota, Fungi, Mortierellomycota, Mortierellomycetes, Mortierellales, Mortierellaceae.